AUUUAAAACCAGAAAAUUAAAACAUACAUAAUCAUGUCCAGCGGAUUUGUUCGCAGCAGCUACAAAUUGUUCGUCGGCAACCUGCCAUGGACGAUAGGUAGCAAGGAACUGCGGACCUACUUCUCAAAGUACGGGCACGUGGCCAACGCGGAGGUGGUCUUUGACCGGCAACUGGGCCUGUCCAAGCACUAUGGCUUUGUGGUUUUCAGCCAACGGGAUGCCUUCAACAGCGCCAGCAACCAGAACACCCAUUUCCUCGAUGGACGAGUGCUCACAGUCCAGCGGGCGAAUGAAAGUCCUCAGAGUUAAUCAAUGAAGAAUUUAAUGAUUUAUUGGUUAGACCAAAGGAAAAGCAUGAGAAAUGUUUGUUAACAGCUUAGUUUUACACAAAUGAAUGCAGCACUUGCUUC
Drosophila melanogaster (fruit fly) is the source of this 410-nucleotide messenger RNA. RefSeq names its product SRA stem-loop interacting RNA binding protein 2 (gene SLIRP2). The record is from RefSeq and is marked reviewed. NCBI's taxonomy places the organism in Eukaryota, Metazoa, Arthropoda, Insecta, Diptera, Drosophilidae. Gene Ontology annotation, molecular function: RNA binding; nucleic acid binding. Bases 34 to 309 code for a protein of 91 amino acids. The transcript has a single exon.